AUGCAAACAUUCAAGGAGGAAAUAUACAGUUUGGUAGAUGCAAUAAAGAGAUGUGAUGAAUUAGGAGGGUACAAGUUGACAGGAGUUCAAUCCAAAGAAGAACUGCAGUGGAUUUUUGACCAAAGAACUUCUACUUGGCAUAAAAAUUCCGGAUUUUGGAUAAAUGCAAAAAGACAGGACGAGUACAGUGGGAUGAACGACACGCUCACCGAUCCGUCAAAUUCUUUGCCAAUUGCAUUGACACCUCCGAGAACAGAACUAUACCUCACCUCAUCUACCAACUCGGAUCCUUCCGACGUCGUUGCUCUCUACCAACAGGAAUCAAUAAAACAACUACGGAAAAACGCAUUACUAACUGCUGAAAUUGAUAGGAAAACACUAUUCAAUGCAUCGAGACUCACCAAUAACCAAGAUUUCUACAGAAAAGUUGUAGAAGAAGCAUAUUGUGCACAGAAAGAGAGGAUAGGAGAGAAGGGGGACGGAGGGAAAUAUGUUUGUAAUCCGAAGAAGGUCAAGAAGGAUUGCACAUUGAUAUCCUUGAGUCUCAACAACCAAAUUGGGUUCGACAAGCAUAUCUACGAAGCAACGGGUAGACAAUGCAAGAUUCUUGGAGCAGAUAUUUACCAACAAGAGCAACCAACGCGGGAUGCCUAUGAGAAAAUGAAUGGAGAACUGUUUGCUGCAAAGAUUCCAAAUGACCUAACCAUCCCUCAAAUGCUUGAGAAAGCUGGAAGGAUUGAUGUAGAAUUUUUGAAGAUUGAUAUAGAAAAAGGGGAGUUUACUGCUUUGGAGCCAUUAAUUAAGGACUAUUUUGUUUGUCAGAUAUUCAUCGAAAUCCACGGACUCCCUUCUGAUCAUUUGAGGAUGCUUCAGAUUAUUGCAAAAUAUGGCUUCCGAAUAUUCAACGUCGAUGAGAACUUGUUAUGUCCCCUCUGUUGUGAAUACAGUAUGAUCAAUGAGUUGUGUAUGGCACAGUUCGAAGUGGUUCCAUUGGCUAUUACCAUCCCUCAAUUAAAUAGUUAA
Messenger RNA from Caenorhabditis remanei, 1023 nucleotides. RefSeq lists its product as uncharacterized. The coding region runs from base 1 to 1023 and encodes 340 amino acids. NCBI's taxonomy places the organism in Eukaryota, Metazoa, Nematoda, Chromadorea, Rhabditida, Rhabditidae. The transcript has 8 exons. The record is from RefSeq and is a predicted model, not a curated record.